Messenger RNA from Phlebotomus papatasi, 992 nucleotides. It is a transcript of the gene mRpL24, whose product is annotated as probable 39S ribosomal protein L24, mitochondrial. Gene Ontology annotation, molecular function: structural constituent of ribosome; RNA binding. Gene Ontology annotation, cellular component: mitochondrion; ribosome. The transcript is spliced from 2 exons. Bases 92 to 847 code for a protein of 251 amino acids. The record is from RefSeq and is a predicted model, not a curated record. Gene Ontology annotation, biological process: translation. NCBI's taxonomy places the organism in Eukaryota, Metazoa, Arthropoda, Insecta, Diptera, Psychodidae.
AAAAUUUCCUAAGGUAAAAAUUCAGUGGGGUGAAAACGUGGUGUUUUUAUUGUGAAAAUUGCAUUUUCCGUGGAAAAAAAGCUUUUAAAAAAUGCGAAUAACAAGUCAAAUGCUGAAGAAGGUUCAUCAGCUUUCUAUUAAGUAUUCCAAUUUCCCGGAAUCUUAUGUUAAGAGGGCAAUGGAACAGGUUUACUGGAGGACUCCAAAUGAGCCCAAUUACCAGCAGAAGGUGAUUGAGAGACGAAAGUUCAGAUUCACCAUGAACCGGCCGUGGACGGGUCAGUUUAGGCAGCAGAAUAUGCCUCGAUCCCACCGGAAGAAGGUUUUCGUGGAACCAAUUGCCGAAUGGUCAUUUUUCCGGGGAGAUCGAGUGGAAGUGCUCGUGGGGAGAGACAAAGGCAAGCAUGGGAUAGUUAAGCAGCUGAUUCCAGAGAGAAAUUGGGUAGUUGUUGAAGGAUUGAACUGCCAUUUGAGAAAAGUCGGCGGAGAUGGAGAAUAUCCGGGAAUUUAUAUCAAGUCAGAAGCUCCCCUUCUGGUGACAAAUCAGGUCAAAUUGGUAGAUCCAUCGGACCUACAGGCCACGGAGAUUGAAUGGAGGUACACAGAAGAGGGUGAUAAGGUGCGAGUAUCCACGAGAACUGGCAGAAUUGUCCCGAUUCCCAAAGAACAGGAAGAAACUCACGAUUACAAGAGCAAAGGCACCUAUAUAGAGAAGGCCAAGGACACUCCGGCCAAGGUGGUGGAAGAAAUCACCUUCAAGCCUUCCCUGCAGACCUUUGAGAUGGAAAUCAUGAAGGAGAUGGGCAUCCAGGAGGAUAGAAUUCCCAAGAAAUCCUAUUGGUACUAAAAAAAAAAGAAUCCCAACAACCAAAUUUUCCGACACAUGCAGAAUCAUCCGUGGACACUUCAGAAGAUUCUCUCGCGGAAUUUAUUUUGUUUAUAGGGUGUUUAGUCAAAGUAUUUCUCAGAGAGCAAUAAAAAUUUAAAUUGCA